Messenger RNA from Orcinus orca (killer whale), 791 nucleotides. Its product is annotated as atherin-like. The coding region runs from base 1 to 543 and encodes 180 amino acids. The record is from RefSeq and is a predicted model, not a curated record. The transcript is spliced from 2 exons. NCBI's taxonomy places the organism in Eukaryota, Metazoa, Chordata, Mammalia, Artiodactyla, Delphinidae.
AUGGUAGCCUUUUGCCAGGUGUCAUCAAAGGCAGGAUCCAAACAGGCAGACGGGCGGCCCCUGGCUGGGUCUGGUGAGCGGGUCCCUGUGGCAGCCUUGGAGCCUCGGUUCGGAGCCGGAGGGCGAGCUGGUCAGCCGGACCCGACCAGCGGACCGACGCGGCGAGGAGGAGGUCAAGGCGGGCGAAAGCAAAGACGCCGAGAGACGAGCUUUGCUCCCUACGGUGGCUCCGUGAAUCCCGCCCCGCAGCCGGCUGCAGCGACGGCUCCUGCGGCCUGCGGCUGGGCGGGCAGCCACGCGGAGACCAGGGCCGGGGUCCGUGGAGGGCGGGGCCGGGGCGGGGCGGCGCCGUCGCCCGAGCAACAGCGCCCACCGCACAAAGGAGGAGGGGCCGCGGGCGGGCGGGUGGAAGGCCCAGCGGCGGAGCAGUGGGCGGGGGUGUGGCAGUCGGCGGGGUUCCAGCUCGCUCAGCCACCGCAGCUGCCCCUUCCCCGCCCCUCCUCACUGCCGCCCGGGCCGCCACCUUCGCCCCCUGCCGGAUGAGGUGCAGAGAGGAUGAACACCUUGCCAAGUAAUGACUGGACUAUUCUGAUCCAGAUUAAUGCCCGCUGCGUGGCCGAACAUGCUGGAGUUGAGGCUGCUUCCUCCCCACAGGUUCUGAAGCGUCCUAAUCAGAAGGGAACUGAGGAAGAUAACAAAAUGCGUGUGUAAUUUAGUUACCUAUAUGAUGUCCUACACCAUGUUCCCAUUUAGAUUUUAAAAGGCUCGACCAUUAAAAAGCAUUAUAAGUC